GGUGUUAACAUGGCGUCCGGGGCCUUGAAUGAGCAAAACAAAAACAUAAGCGGAGAAAUGGGCCGCGUUUAAUUAGUAAUUAAAAAGAGGUUUUACUAAAAGUAAACAGGAGAAUCUUAAAAUAAGCUCAUCAUGCUUGUAUGGAGUGUGUGCUGGUAAUUUAUUUCGGAUUUGUGCAUUUUGGUGAGUGUUAAACUUUAAAGGUACACAGUUCUUGAGCUAGCGGGGUAGCAUUGGCAAGCACAGCUCCGGUUUUACAUAAAUAAAUAAACAAAAAGCACAGUUUGGAGCUUGUAAAGAUAAAUAUAUGAACUCUUGUCAGGUUGAAAAGCCACUGAGGUUUAAAUGAACAGGAGACUGAAAUCGCAGCGCUAUAAAACUUCACAGCUCACCUUGUUGUGUUAGUGAUCUAGCUAGCUUAGCAUUGUUCCGAUAAACCAAUAGUAUUAGUGCACUAUUAGUGAUGCAUUUGAUCUGUACCCGAAUGCUUGAUAUUAAAAGUGUUAAUUAUAGUAUGGAUUAAGGAGGUUGAAUUGAUUUAUUGUUUGUGCGCUCGUGUGUACCCAAGUAUGGCUUUAGUUUUUGUUUUGAUCCAGGCCCACCUGAAAUGACCUUUUUUUUUUAAUCAAAAUUUUAAUCAUGAUAACGUGUUAAUAUUCUUGUUUUUAUUAUGAUCUUACACUCUAGUUCAUUUUCGUUACGUUUCCGACUGGUUAUUUCGCGGAAAUUGUGCUUGUAAUCCACACACACUCGGUGCUCUCAUUUCCAUAUGCAAAUGAGCUGCGUGUUCUGAUUGGUUGAUGGUCAGAGUCAGAACCGGAACUCCUUUCUGCACUUUGCCCAGAGUAGAACGAAAGUGUUUUGCGGUCCGAAUGCUGCACUGACGCAACAAAACAAGAAGCAGCCAGAGCAAAAUAAGUAGGUUUGAGCCUCUGGCCUAUUUUAUUUUAAUUUCCUUCUUAAAUUUUUUUAGUUACUCUCACACACGCACAACAUGAGCACUAUGGAUGAGACCAAAAGCCCGCUGAAGUCCGGCAAGCCGUCUCGCUCGGGUGGGAGCAAGGCUUCGUCCAGAGCGCAGAAGGAACGAGAGAACGCCAAAACACCAAAUCGCAAUAAAAACACCGCAGCAUCCAGAGUGAAGGAGGAGGGGCAGGGUGGGCAUGCCGGGGGCAAAGGGCCAGCAGGAAGCCCUCAGGAGGUGGGCAGAAGCAAAGCGCGCAGGCUGACUGGGAGGACGGGCUCAGGGGAGAGAGGCAAAGCCAGGUCUCAGACUCAGCAGGGGGUCAGAGGUGGAAACCUCACUCCACUCAGCCCUAAGGAGAACAGCGCAUCAUCAAGUAAAACCCCCAGGCCUGCAGUGAAGGACAGACACACAGGUGAGGUGUCGGCGAGACGCCCGGUGGAGUGCAUUUCUGACGCCACAGACGAGACAAACCUGACCUCUGAUCAGCAGCUGGGACUGAAACAGGCCGAGGAGAGACUUCAGAGAGACUACAUCCACAGACUGACCAAGCAGUCCCCUGAUUACCCGAAUUUCCAGUAUCUAUGCAAACUGUGCUCAGUUCACGUGGAUAACAUCCAGGGUGCUCACAAACACAUCAAAGAGAAACGGCAUAAGAAGAACAUCAUGGAGAAGCAAGAGGAGAACGAGUUGCGUUCAUUACCCUCUCCGUCUCCAGCUCACCUGCAAGCACUGAACUCGGCCGUGAUGGAGGCAGCGCAGGAACAAGGCAUCUCAGAGCAGGAGUUCCAGCAGAGAAACACAGUGCUGCGGCGCAUGGAGCUGAUCAUCCAGACACACCUACCUGCAUGUUCUCUGCGUCUCUACGGUUCCUGUCUCACGCGAUUCGCCUUCAAGUCCAGUGAUAUCAACAUCGACGUGCUCUAUCCAUCCGGGAUGACGCAGCCCGAUGUUCUCAUCCAAGUGCUGGACAUCCUAAAGAAGAGUGAUGAAUUCACAGAUGUGGAAUCGGACUUCCACGCUAAAGUUCCCGUCAUCUUCUGCCGUGACGUGUCCUUUGGUUUACCGUGUAAAGUGAGUGCAGGAAAUGAUGUUGCGUGCCUCACCACCAAUCACCUAGCAGCAUUGGCCGAGCUGGAGCCUCGUCUGGUUCCUCUGGUGCUGGCGUUCCGCUACUGGGCCAAGCUGUGUCAUGUGGACUGCCAGGCCGAGGGUGGGAUUCCUUCCUACUCCUUCUCUCUGAUGGUCAUCUUUUUCCUGCAGCAAAGGAAGCAGCCCAUUCUACCUGUAUAUCUAGGCUACUGGAUCGAAGGGUUCGAUGUGAAGCGUGUGGAUGAGUAUCACCUGACCGCCAUUCAGUUGGGACACUUUGUAGGGUGGGAGCACAGACCAGGCAGCGCUAAUGAGGGUCGCGGAGAUAAGACGAAAAACGACCCCCAAAAAUUGGCUGAGAAAAAGAAUGAGAACCAGAAGGGCAAGACUCGUCUGGUGCUGGAGAACACGGAAAAUGUCUCUCUUGGCCAGCUGUGGUUGGAGCUGCUGCGUUUCUACACACUGGAGUUUGCACUAGAGGAUUACAUCAUCAGCAUCCGGGUGAAGGAGCUGCUACCCAGAGACGUGAAGAACUGGCCGCGCCGCCGCCUCGCCAUCGAGGACCCAUUUGCCCUGAAGAGGAACGUAGCACGAAGUCUGAAUAGUCAGAUGGUGUUCGAGUACAUCCAGGAGCGAUUCCGCACUGCGUACCGAUACUUUGCCUGUCCUCAGAGCCGUAACAGACACGCCCCCGAACGAGACAAGCCACGACGGCGCACAAGCCGGUCAACUAGAACACGCGCCAUCGAAACCAAGAGAGGAGAGGAAGAGGAUGGUGCAAACAGCACUGACGAUGAUGAAGAUGAAGAAGAGGACGACGAUGAGGAAGAUGAAGCUGGAGAUGAAGAACGGUGUGUGAGCCGAGACUUAGCCAGACUACUUGUUGAGGAUGAGGGCGAAGACAGUGUACAUCACUCCUCUUCCCCGACCCUGUCCUCUCCCAACGGCCUGUUCCCAGACAGUGACGAAGAUGAGCGGGGUGGAGGGGGGCGGAAAGGUCUGGAACAGGACAGCAUUGCCCCGGAGGAUCUGCACUAUACUUUUGACAGGAUGAUCUUCACUGGAGGAAAGCCCCCAACGGUGGUGUGCAGUAUCUGUAAGCGAGACGGCCAUCUGAAAGAUGACUGUCCUGAAGACUUUAAGAAGAUGGAGCUGACGCCUCUGCCUCCCAUGAUGGAGCGCUUCAGAGAAAUCCUUGACAACUUGUGCAAACGCUGUUACGAUGAACUGUCGCCGUCUGGGGGAGAGCAGCAGAGGAGGGAAUCAAUUCUCGCCAGUCUGGAGCGCUUCAUUCGGAAGGAGUAUAAUGAUAAAGCCCAGCUGUGUCUGUUUGGUUCCUCCAAGAACGGUUUUGGUUUCCGUGACAGCGAUCUGGACAUCUGUAUGACACUAGAAGGUCACGACACAGCAGAGAAACUGAACUGUAAAGAGAUCAUUGAGGGAUUAGCCAAGGUGUUGAAGAAACACACAGGCCUGAGGAACAUCUUGCCUAUAACAACCGCCAAAGUGCCUAUUGUCAAGUUUGAACACAAGCAGAGCAGUCUGGAAGGAGACAUCAGCCUUUAUAACACCCUGGCUCAGCACAACACACGUAUGUUGGCCACGUAUGCAGCCCUGGACCCACGUGUGCAGUAUUUGGGCUAUACCAUGAAAGUGUUUGCAAAGAGGUGUGACAUUGGUGAUGCGUCGAGGGGAAGUCUCUCAUCUUACGCCUACAUCCUCAUGGUGCUCUACUUCCUGCAGCAGAGACAGCCUCCCGUCAUCCCUGUCCUUCAGGAGAUCUAUGAUGGGAGCUCUGUUCCUCAGAGGAUGGUGGACGGCUGGAACGCGUUCUUCUUCGACAAUCUGGACGAACUGCAGUGGCGCUGGCCCGAGUUCCAGCAGAACCGUGAGACAGUAGGGGAGCUGUGGCUCGGCCUGCUGCGCUUCUAUACCGAGGAGUUCGACUUUAAAGAGCAUGUGAUCUCCAUCCGGCAGCGUAAACGCCUCACCACUUUCGAGAAACAGUGGACAUCCAAGUGCAUCGCCAUCGAAGAUCCUUUUGACUUGAAUCACAAUCUUGGUGCUGGAGUCUCACGGAAAAUGACAAAUUUCAUCAUGAAGGCAUUUAUUAAUGGCAGGAAGUUGUUUGGAACGCCGUUUUAUCCAAAGCAGGGGAUGGAAGCGGAUUACUUCUUCGACUCGAAGGUGUUGACUGACGGCGAGCUCGCUCCAAAUGACCGCUGCUGUCGCGUCUGCGGCAAAAUCGGACAUUACAUGAAGGACUGCCCGAAGAGGCGCAGGAUGAAGAAGAAGGAGAGCGAUAAGGAUGACGAGGUGCGUGAGGAGGACAGAGAGCCGAGAGAGAGACGCUGUUUCCAGUGUGGAUAUGUAGGACACGUCCGGAGAGAAUGUCCUGAUUACAGACACCUCCGACAGAGAGGAGCUCCUUCACAGGUUCCUCAGAUGGUCCGUGGGAUGGUGAGCUCUCCAGCCAUCCCCAUUCCUCAGAGUGGUACGUCCCAGGAUCGACCCGGCCGAACCAGGCAGCCAUCAGAAUGUUCAGACACACGUCAGACUCCUCCGUACUCCCCCCAGCCAUCGACAUUCAUCCAGCCCUCCGUCUCUCCUCAGUCAUCUCAGAGCGGCAAACCUUCAUCAGGCUCCUCAUCCUCCUCUGCUCCGUCCAAAUCCUCCCAUCAUCCCUCUCUCCCUCCUCCUGCCACUCCUCCUCAGCAACAGCAGGUUCAUCUGUCUCUCUUUGGUUUCACCCCCUCUCAGUACAUGGGCAUGCUCUCGCCAGGCACCUGGCCCUCCCAUCCGCCCUCCCCGGGGGUAAAGUACCCUCUGAGGAAGGGGCAGGGGAACGGAGGGGCGGGGCACACACCAAACCCCACCCCCGUUAACCUCAACGACCCCAGCAUCAUCUUUGCCCAGCCAGCGGGGCGGGACGGAGGGCCACACUGGCACAAUCACCAUCUGAACAACCCUGGGGCAAUGGUGGCCAACGGCACGGUGGGGAAGUCAGAAGCAAGUUUCCAGGCUCCAUUUGGUUCUGUAGGUCAGGUCUCUCGCUCGCUGGGCCACAGCGGUGCUGGUUCGAUAUCUGUCUCGUCCUCCUGGGGUUUCCGUAUGCCGCAGACGUACAUGCAGCAGUCCAACAAGCCCUUCAUCUCCCAGGGUGCAGUGGCUAAUCAGCACUUCCCCUUGCUGCAGUCCGGCCGUCCCGUCAACCUCAGCUACAUCCAGCAGAAGAAAUAACAAGCGAGGAUUCUUUUAAUUUCAAACCAACGCCCAAGGUCCUUAUUAACCAACAAUGAAGAGGGGAAAAAAAACAAUUACAGAAGUCUAACUUGGCAUUUGGUCACAAGACUUUUUAAAAUGAAUUUUAUCAUUUUUUGUACAGUUUUUACAUUAAUUUUUUGUCUCAUCACAUUGAUUUGUGAUAAGAAAUGUCAAAUAUUUUAAUACCCCUAUUUUUAAAGGGGUCCCAAAAAGGAAGCGUUUUUAUUUGUUGUGUAAAGUAUGGAUUUAAAGUUAAUCCUGUUUAUUUUUAUUGGUGUAUUCAUAUUUUUGCUUGCAUAAGGACAAAGGCUUUGGAUAGGAUUUUGUUUUAUGAAAAAUCAGCAUACAGCUCCAUAAGAUAACUAUGUAGUGCCAAAAAACAAACAAAAAAAAAGUAUCUCUUUCCUCAGUCUCUUCAGUAAACAAAAAAGAUAAAGUAUUUAAAAAAUCAAGAAAAAAGACCAAGGAUUAAAAAAAAAUAAAGAAACAACGCAAACCAACAUGCUGAUGUGGUUGUUCUUUAUUGUGGUUUUUCUUAGACUAUGGUUUUAUAACAGUCUGUUGGGUAUAAAAUUAAACACACCUUUCUGAGAAAGUUAGUGACUUGUGAGAAACUAAUCAGGUUUCAAAUUUUAAACUUGUAGUCAAGCCAAAAAUGACUCUGAAUGGUAUCAAUGUGCUGGUUUUAAAUUAUAAAUCAGUUAUCAAAAAAGGACAGGUGGUGUUUAUAUUAAAAAAAAAAGAUUCAUAUAUUUUAAGCUGAUGUGUAAACAGGCUGGUAUGGUGAUUUAUCCAAGUCUAAUUCAUUUAAAAUACAGGGCUUUUCAAAAAAUUUGAUAUUGAGUUGUAAAUAUCCCAGAAACUACAACCCUGAUUCCAAAAAAGUUGGGACAAAGUACAAAUUGUAAAUAAAAACGGAAUGCAAUCAUUUACAAAUCUCAAAAACUGAUAUUGUAUUCACAAUAGAACAUGGACAACAUAUCAGAUGUCGAAAGUGAGACAUUUUGAAAUUUAAUUUGAAAUUUCAUGACAGCAACACAUCUCAAAAAAGUUGGGACAGGGGCAAUAAGAGGCUGGAAAAGUUAAAGGUACAAAAAA
This is a messenger RNA of Neoarius graeffei (lesser salmon catfish), 6418 nucleotides long. RefSeq names its product terminal uridylyl transferase 4 (gene tut4). The record is from RefSeq and is a predicted model, not a curated record. NCBI's taxonomy places the organism in Eukaryota, Metazoa, Chordata, Actinopteri, Siluriformes, Ariidae. Gene Ontology annotation, molecular function: nucleic acid binding; zinc ion binding; RNA uridylyltransferase activity. The coding region runs from base 995 to 5296 and encodes 1433 amino acids. The transcript has 30 exons.